UUUCACCAUUGACACCAUACAUCAACUUUCCUUACCAAUAUACUUUCACCACUUUCCUCAAUAAUACCUAAAAAAAUGCAGAGGCAAGCAGAAAGGAAAAAUGAGCAAGAAGAAGAAAUUAGAGAACAAAAAGACGAGAAGAAGAAUGACGAAAUUCCAUUAAUGGCGUUGAACCACGUGUCGAGACUUUGCAAGGACGUUAAAAAAACAGUCGAUUUUUACACCAAAGUACUUGGGUUCGUAUUAAUUGAGAGGCCGCAAGCUUUUGAUUUCGAUGGAGCUUGGUUGUUCAACUAUGGUGUUGGGAUUCAUUUGGUUCAUGCUAAAGAUGAAGAUAGAUUGCCUAAUGAUACUGAUAACCUCGACCCCAUGGACAACCAUAUUUCUUUCCAGAGUGAAGACAUGGAGGGAAUGGUGCAAAGGUUGGAACAAUUCAAGAUAAAGUAUCUAAAGAGAACGGUAGGAGAAGAAGAAGGAGCAGCCAUCGACCAACUCUUCUUCAAGGAUCCAGAUGGUUUCAUGAUUGAGAUAUGCAAUUGUGAGAAUGUGAAGCUGGUCCCUCAACGUUCCAUUGGUCGCAUCAAGUUCCCUUCUGAUCGUCACAAUCCUCCUGUUGACUUGGGAAAACAUGAUAACGACGCUGCCAAAGCUUAAAUUUGCAUGUUCUUUUUCUCCUUACUAUGCUGUUUUCAAUUUGAAUUUGAAUGUAGCUUCUAAUUAGUUUAUUCAAUCUUCGUGCAGUCCACCCCUGAAA
This is a messenger RNA of Lycium ferocissimum, 754 nucleotides long. Its product is annotated as glyoxylase I 4. The transcript is spliced from 2 exons. The record is from RefSeq and is a predicted model, not a curated record. Bases 76 to 654 code for a protein of 192 amino acids. Lineage: Eukaryota; Viridiplantae; Streptophyta; Magnoliopsida; Solanales; Solanaceae.